UUUGGUGGUGGUGGUGGUAGUAGUGGUGGCGGUGGUGGUGGUAGUGGUGGUGGUGGUGGUAGUAAUAGUAGUAGUAGUGGUGAGUGGGCGCAAACUGCGCGAAGCUAGUUCGUGGUUGAAAGCUGCAACGAAGCGCGAGGCGUGCAGAGUUGCAGCAGGAAAUUAUGAAGCGUAUAAGGAGCGCCCCGUUGGCCGCCGCUUGUGACAGCUGCCGGUGAAUGUGUGAUCCGGGGGCAGCAGAGAUCCACCGUAAUGACGACCGAAGAGACGACCGAGCAGCCCCCGGUAGACGACUGCCUGAAGGAACGGAAAUGGUGGUGCUUCCUGCUGUCGAGCAUCUUCACUUUCCUUGCCGGGCUGCUGAUCGUACUCCUCUGGCGUGCGUUCGCCUUCCUCUGCUGUCGCAAGGAACCCGAAUUCGCUCCAAAUGACCCGAAACAGAAAGAGCAAAAGACGAGCCGUCAGGGCAAGGAGUUCGAGGGGACUUUUAUGACCGAGGCCAAAGACUGGGCCGGUGAACUGAUUUCUGGACAGACCACCACUGGACGUAUUUUGGUGGUGUUAGUUUUCAUUCUCAGUAUAGCAUCGCUUAUAAUAUACUUCAUCGAUGCCUCUAGCGAAGAGGUGGAACGUUGCCAAGAGUGGAGCAACAACAUUACUCAGCAGAUAGACUUAGCUUUCAAUAUAUUUUUUAUGGUCUACUUUUUUAUACGCUUUAUCGCCGCCAGUGAUAAGCUGUGGUUCAUGCUGGAGAUGUAUUCGUUCGUGGACUACUUUACGAUACCACCGUCCUUCGUGUCGAUAUAUCUCGAUCGGACGUGGAUCGGACUGAGGUUCCUUCGAGCCCUACGACUGAUGACGGUCCCUGACAUUCUCCAGUACCUAAACAUUCUAAAGACAUCGAGUUCCAUUCGUCUCGCCCAACUUGUAUCGAUCUUCAUCUCCGUCUGGUUAACAGCUGCUGGCAUCAUUCAUUUGCUUGAAAACUCAGGGGACCCGUUCGAGUUCACGAACCCUCAACAGCUUUCGUACUGGACCUGCGUCUACUUUCUCAUCGUGACGAUGUCCACGGUAGGAUAUGGCGACGUUUACUGCCAGACGGUCCUCGGCCGCACAUUCCUAGUAUUUUUUCUACUCGUCGGUUUGGCGGUGUUCGCCAGCUGGAUCCCAGAGAUCACGGAGCUCGCCGCGAACCGCUGCAAGUACGGUGGCCAGUACAAGCGCGAGCGUGGACGCAGACAUAUUGUCGUGUGUGGCCACAUCACCUACGAAUCAGUCUCGCACUUCCUCAAGGACUUCUUGCACGAGGACCGCGAGGACGUCGACGUGGAAGUUGUCUUCUUGCAUAGGAAAGAGCCAGAUCUCGAAUUGGAGGGUCUCCUGAAGAGGCAUUACACGACCGUGGAGUUUUUUCAGGGCACUAUGAUGAAUGCUGUGGACCUGGAGCGUGUCAAGGUCCACGAGGCAGACGCGUGUUUGGUUCUGGCGAACAAGUACUGUCAAGAUCCAGAUGCGGAAGACGCAGCAAACAUCAUGCGUGUCAUCUCCAUCAAGAACUAUUCGGAUGACAUUCGCGUUAUCAUUCAAUUAAUGCAAUAUCACAACAAGGCCUACUUACUAAACAUUCCAUCAUGGGACUGGAAACAGGGCGACGACGUGAUUUGCCUGGCCGAAUUGAAGCUGGGCUUCAUCGCACAGUCCUGUCUAGCGCCGGGUUUCAGCACGAUGAUGGCCAAUCUUUUCGCCAUGCGUUCCUUCAAGACGUCGCCGGAUACUCAGGCGUGGCAGAAUGAUUACCUGCAGGGCACGGGCUGCGAGAUGUACACGGAAACCCUCUCCCCGUCCUUUACCGGGAUGACAUUUCCCCAAGCCAGCGAGUUAUGCUUCACGAAGUUGAAGUUAUUGCUGUUGGCAAUCGAGAUAAAGGGCGAAGGAGGUGGCGACAGUAAGAUAUCAAUUAAUCCACGUGGUGCCAAGAUCGUAGCAAAUACUCAGGGAUUCUUCAUUGCUCAAUCUGCCGACGAAGUAAAACGGGCGUGGUUCUAUUGCAAAGCAUGCCACGAGGAUAUAAAAGACGAAACUCUGAUCAAGAAGUGCAAGUGCAAAAAUUUGGGGCAGCAGCAGCGCUCCUGGGGCCGGGACUUAGUGGCCACAUUCCGGAAAGGCGUGCGAGCUGUUCAAAUGGUUGGAAGAGCAAGUGAAGACUUCUCGUAUGCAAACGACCACCAUCCUCCCCCCACAUUCACUCCGCCAGAACUGCCCAAGAUGGUUCACGUAAGAGGUGAGAUCAGUCGUGACCGAGAAGAUCCAAACGCGAUGAGAAAUCACCGGAAUUCCGUCGGGAUGACCAUGAUGAAUUCAACGAAACAAGUGAAUAAAGUGAAACCGAAUGUGAAUCGAGCGACAAAUGACAGUUUAUCCAGUCCAAAUCAACCGUACAAUCAGAGAUCGCAAGAGGAGUCCGCAUACCCUGGCUACCAUCUCGCCUACGAAGUCAAAAAGCUCAUGCCGACGAGCAGAGCCUCGGGUGGUACGAACGUGAACAACAACGGUGGUCUUCAAGUCGGAAUAGCCGACGAUCAGGCGAAGGACUUCGAUUUCGAGAAGACCGAAAUGAAGUACGAUUCAACGGGUAUGUUCCAUUGGAGUCCAUCCCGUAACCUCGAAGACUGCAUAUUGGAUCGUAAUCAGGCGGCGAUGACAGUCUUGAACGGACAUGUCGUCGUAUGCCUAUUCGCCGAUCCCGACUCGCCUCUCAUCGGACUGAGAAACCUUGUCAUGCCAUUACGAGCUUCCAAUUUUCAUUACCACGAGCUUAAACACGUAGUAAUAGUUGGGUCUGUGGAUUACAUCCGCCGCGAGUGGAAGAUGUUGCAGAAUCUACCGAAGAUAUCGGUGUUAAACGGUUCACCAUUAAGCAGAGCAGAUCUGCGUGCCGUUAACGUGAAUUUGUGCGACAUGUGUUGUAUCCUGUCGGCUAAAGUGCCUAGCAACGAUGACCCCACCCUCGCCGACAAGGAAGCCAUCCUCGCGUCCCUUAAUAUCAAAGCUAUGACUUUCGAUGACACCAUUGGUGUGCUGAGCCAAGCAAAUAAUGAACAAGGUAAUUUGACCGCAGUUGGCAGCCCAAUCGUUUUGCAGCGACGAGGAUCCGUUUAUGGAGCAAACGUGCCAAUGAUAACAGAACUCGUAAACGAUAGCAACGUGCAGUUUCUUGACCAGGACGACGACGAUGAUCCGGACACAGAACUGUACCUUACCCAACCGUUUGCUUGCGGUACUGCCUUUGCCGUCAGCGUAUUAGAUUCAUUAAUGUCGACGACAUAUUUCAAUCAGAACGCGCUGACUUUAAUUCGAUCUCUAAUCACUGGUGGAGCAACGCCUGAGUUAGAAUUAAUUCUUGCUGAAGGAGCAGGUUUACGAGGAGGUUAUAGCACACCUGAUAGUUUGGCCAAUAGAGAUCGAUGUCGAGUUGGUCAAAUCGCGUUGUACGACGGGCCAUUAGCCCAGUAUGGCGAAGGAGGCAAGUACGGUGACCUCUUUGUCGCAGCAUUAAAGUCAUAUGGAAUGCUGUGCAUUGGUCUGUACAGGUACAGGUUUCGAGAUACAAGCUCAUCGUGCGAUGCUUCUUCUAAACGAUACGUCAUUACAAAUCCUCCAGAUGAUUUCACGUUAUUGCCUACAGAUCAGGUUUUCGUGCUGAUGCAAUUUGACCCAGGUCUGGAAUAUAAGCCGAGCAGAGGAGCUCGGGGAAAGGAUGACGCCUCCUGACUGUUGCUGUGUAGCGCCCUCACCGACGGACCUUAUUCCUAUAUCUAAUCACGCAAAGGAAGCCAUCAUGCCGCCCGUCGUCCCUAGUCUAGAUUGGCUGGCAUUAUGGUACGAUGCCCUCAACGAAUAAUUAUCGCAAACCCCGUCCAUAGAAACGUAUCAUCAACACGUCCGUUUUUUCCGCUGGUUACAUAGUGUGUCACUGGUGAAAAUUUCGUCGAUACUUAAGUACAACUGAUUCGGUUUUCCUUUAGUGUGUCCAACAGAUUUCUCUGUUCUUUGCUAUUUAUCGCUGCGUGAUUUAUUUUCACAUCGUGUUCGAACAUUUUUUACGUUGAGGCUUGUUUGUGAUAACGAGUAGAAGAAGAAGGUAAAAAAAAAUAUUGUAGAGAAAGAAAAAAGAAGCAUCGUGACAAAUGUGAAGAGAGAAAGGAGGAAGAAGAAGGAGGACGAAAGAGGAAUAAUCUGCAAGGGGAAGAAAGAAAUAUAGAAACGGCAAAAGGGAUACCGGGAUGCGGUAUGAUGAAAAACGGUCCGAGGGUAGCUACACGUUAAGGUUUCUAAAUCUUCGUAAGACGAAGAAAUAAUAACGUCUUCGAUGGAAGGCUGAAUAAGGACUGAACGGGCUUAUCUCUGAAGCGUAAAACGGUUGUGUAUAUCCCACGGCCCUUUAUGCAUUCAGCAGUAUACAGAAGAAGUACAGGAAGAAAACAGAAAAAGAAAAAAAAAAGAUAUACUUAAAACAAUGCGAAGCAAAACAGCUUAACUAAUAAAAAUGCUUGAGAACAUCUUCAAGGCUGAUCGCUAAGGAAUUGUAAUCGCCUUCGCGACUUAACGUAUACCAUCGCUGUAGCUCAUUCAGGAUAUGUAAAUAGGUACAGAACAGGUGAAUAUGUUGUCAUUUGACGGUAAACUAUAAGCGAAAAUGCGGAACGAGGAGGAAAGAGGAAGAAAUACGAUUAUUGAUUGAGAUAUAAAUCGCACUGACAGGAACCACCGUUUUGGUCCUUUCAUUGUAAAUGCAUUGUUCACUUUGCAAAGACAGUCGUGUGUUCGUCUCCUGUAUCGUGAUUUUGUAUCUUGCCUUGUCAGCAAAUGGAAAUAUGUAUACAUAUAUGUACAUGUAUCUGUAUAUGCGUAUGUACGUAGGUGAUUUGUGCAAUUAGAGCAGACCACAGCUUUUAUUCUGAAAAUGAAAGACUUACAAGAAGUGUGAUAUAUGAUUUAGCAUAUUUGCAAUUUUAUCAUUGUAUAUCUAAUUUUGUUAUGAUUAUGUACACUUCUCCGUUUUUCUGUUCUCUUCUUGAUUUAUAAAUACAGAAAUAUUGAAAUAAAUAGUUUAUAUAAUACUCUGUGAUCAGUGUGCAAGUCCACUGAUAAAGAUAUUUAUAUUAUUGAAUGUAAUAUGUGAUUUUUAAACGUGAUUUACAACUUUUUUUGUAACUACAUACGUAUGCAAUAAAAAGUUGACAUCAUAUUUAAUUAUAUAAAUCUAUACCAGAAAAAUAAAAUAUUUAGCACGGUUAUGUAUAUACACAUAUGUUAUUUCUCUAAAUGGGCUUGUAAAAUAUUAAUCUUCUUAUUCCAUUAUUGCAGCAUUUUUACACAAAUAAUGAAAAAGGAUUAAUGAUAAUACAAAGCACUAUAUUUUCUACUUGCAUUUAACGAAACAAAUAUAAGCAAAUAUUAUAGAUAGAUAUUUACGAUAUUUCUAAAAAGAAACGAAUAUUAAUUUAGCGUGUUUAUUUUGCUAAUUAUGUAUGUAUGAUAUAUAUUUUAUUUCAAUUUUUGUGUAAUCAAGAAAAAGGUUAUAGUCUGUUAUACAUGCAACAAUCACCUCGUAUGCUUAGUUUUAGAUGAAACAAUUUGCAAAUGAUAUGUGCAGCGUUACAAAAGAUAGGUACGAACAGGAGUGCAGGACUAUAUGUAAACUUUACCUUGAGUGUCUUCUUUUGCGGCUAAUGAUAAAAAAAAUCUCAAUCAAGCACUUUGUACAGAUUCUAUACAUAAACGUGUAUGCAUCUAUGGAUGUAUGUACGUAUGUAGGUACGUACGUAUGUAUGUAUGUAUGUAUCUAUGUAUGAAUUUAUGCACGUACGUGCGUAUGUAUGUAUCUAUGUAUGUAUACAUGUAUGUAUGAAUGUAUACAUUUAUGCAUGUAUAUACAUAUGUGUAUAUAAUUGUAUACGUAUGCGGGUACUUAUGUACGCGUAUAUACACAUAUUUGUACGUGUGUAUAUGUAUGCAUGUGUGUGUGUUUGUGUGUAGAUAUGUAUGCGUGUACAUGUGUAUGCAUGCACGUGUGUAUGUGUAUAUAUAUGUAUGUAUGUAUAUGUGUGAAUAUAUAUAAUAAUUACGAUAAAAAAAAUACCCUUUUCCACACAAAUUGAGUAUUAAUCGAUUAUGUAUCGAUACGACUAAAUAUACGUUAUAAGUAUAUAUGCACAUAUAUAUGUAUACAUAGACACUCUCUUUUAUAUAUUUUUAUGAAACUCACGAGUGUGUACAUACGAACGUACAUAUGUGUACAUACAUCCAUAUACGUAUACACGUAUGUAUGUAUGUAUAUAUGUCUGUAUGCAUGUAUAUGUAUAUAUAUGUAUGUAUGUAAAAAAAAACAAACAAACAAACAAACGGAUCAAAUAAGAUAUAUACAUACAAAAUAUACAUAAAGAAAAAAAAAAGAUAAGAAAUACACAGAUACACCUAUACACAAAACUUCUUCCUUGCUCUUUCCCCCGCUCCGCCCCAACCCCCUUUUUUUCUGUCACUGUAACAUGACUGAAACACGCACACGUAAUGAUAUAACAUACGAGAGAGAAAAAAAAAGUACGUACGAGUGCAUGUAAUAUGGCAACACAAUCACAAUACGGUAUGGAUUCACAGAUACAGAUGCAUUAAGGUACAUACACACACGCGCAUCCUUUCUUUCUUUCAUGUACACGCGCGCAGCGCACACGCAUAAACACACACACACAACACGCAUAAACACACAUAACACGUAUAUACACACCCACAUGUGCGCGCGCAUACACACACAUACACACAUGCACACACGAUGGAAAAAAAGUGAUAUUACAUCGACGAAAUGCGUGAGAAGAAAGAAGAAUGGGGGGAGAGAAAAAAAAAAAAGGAAACCAGGGGAAACGAUUCGCGCGUGCGGAAGCAAAGUAACACGGGGAGUGUAAAGGAAAUGGAAAUGUAUCGUGUGAUCCGACCAAUAUGAUACACGUUGAAAAAAGCAUCGGUUUCUGUGCUCGAUCGUUAAAAUUCAGACUAACUUACGGGAUAAUAAUAAUAAAAAAAAAAAAAAAAAAAAAAAAAAUGUGCAAAUGGGACGUAGCGGAUCGAUAUUAACGGGGAGAAGAGAGAAUAUAAAAAAGUAGCUGUGGUAGACGCUGCCGUGUAUCGCGAUUACGAGUCGCCGCCGCCACCGCCAUUGCUACUGUUUGCAAUAUAUCCAUAUGCACUAUUCACUGCCACUGCAGUUCGUGUUAUAUCGUUGUAUAUAACUUUCUAUGUAUGGCUCGAUUAAGGCGAGAAGGGCCGGUGAGGCGUGCGAAUCGGAUAGCUUGAUGAAUGUAAAAAAAAGAGAAAAAAAAAAAAAAGAAGAAGAUUAUAAUAACUAAACAAUGUGCAGCAUCAGCCGCAAUAAGUGUCAUUCGUUGCUCCUGAUUUCCAAGUAUUUUUUCAUUUUUUUUUUAUUCUAUUUUUGAUUUUUCGUUAUUUAUUAUUUUGUAUCGAUCCGGAGAACGCCGAUCGAUCUCUCUCUGUUUUUUUAAUGUCAAAAUCGAUAUUUAAAUGCGCUCCUUUAAUCGAUUGCGAAUGUAAUGUUACGAUGACGAUAAAAAUGAACGAUUGUCAAUGAAUCGCUUUCAGCUUUCUUAUUCUUCUCAUAUCGAUCGAACAAUAGCAAACGAAGUUUUAUUUCGAGUAUCCAAUCAACUAUGUGAUUAUUGAUUUAUCUUAAUUAUAAAAUUUCAAAUGUUAUAAAUUUUCUUUGUGUUCGUAUCGAGACAUGAUAAUUUGACGUUAUCAUGAUCAAAUUAAAAUUAUCAAAAUAUUGUAGUAAAUUUCAAAAAUUAAUAAAGAAUAGAUAAAGCUGAAAGUGAGUCACUAACUAUGAAAAGCGAACGAAAAUCACAUUUCCAAUGAUUAAUUACGAAAAUUCUUUUAUAUGUUAUCCUCCUCGCUAUAUGGACAAUGCUAUUCUUUUUCUCUUUUCCAAACUGACCACUUUGCAUCGGACUUCGAGGAAUCUUUUAAACAAUGAGAACUGUAACAAAGAACGACCAUAAUUGUAAUUGAACUCUUUCUACUUCUUCAUCGGCAAUUCCACGAUGAAAAUUUCAUAAAAGAAAAAAAAAGAAAAAAAAGCAAAAGACAGAUUAGACUCGUUUAUUGAUAAAAAUUCGAUUUCU
Molecule: messenger RNA, 8192 nt
Organism: Apis mellifera (honey bee)
Lineage: Eukaryota; Metazoa; Arthropoda; Insecta; Hymenoptera; Apidae
Gene: slo
Product: calcium-activated potassium channel slowpoke
Exons: 28
Coding region: 253-3771 (1172 amino acids)
Biological process (GO): transmembrane transport; potassium ion transport
Cellular component (GO): postsynaptic membrane
Molecular function (GO): large conductance calcium-activated potassium channel activity
Source: RefSeq, a predicted model, not a curated record